AUGAUCGACGUUUUGAAAGUAAAUGAUACCUGCCUUGUUUACUGUCAAAAUUACAGGUACCAAUGGGAAAAAGAUACAUGCAGCAACGAUGCGUUGAAAGCCAACAAGGACUGCCUUUUUACACUAGAGAAAAGAGAUAACCAUGGGACGAAAACAACUUGCAGGAACGAUGCGUUAAAAGCAAACGAUAACUGCCUUUUUACACUGGAGAAAAGAGAUAACCUUCGGCCGAAUAAACGAAACAAAAACUGCCUUGUUUACACUCGAGAAUACAGAUGCCAGUGGGAUGAAAAUACAUGCAGGAACGCCGUGUUGAAAAUAUGCCAGUGGGAUGAAAAUACGUGUAGGAACGAUGCGUUGAAAGCAAACGAGGACAGUCUUUUUAAACUGGAGAAAAGAGAUAACCGAGGGACGAAUAAACGUGCAGCAACCCUUGGUAUAAAGCAUAUGAAAGGAAACGAGGACUGCCUUCUUUACACUCGAGAAUACAGAUGCCAGUGGGAUGAAAAUACGUGUAGGAACGCCGUGUUGAAAAUUUGCCAUUGGGAAGAAGAUACAUGCAGCAACGAUGCGUUGAAAGGAAAAAAGGACUGCCUUGUUUACACUCGAGAAUACAGAUGCCACUGGGAUGAAAAUAGGUGUAGGAACGAUGCGUUGAAAGCAAACGAGGACUGUCUUUUGUAAUAUUAAAUGAUGAACGCAACGCUAGAUUUUUUGUUCACAUAAAAUAUCAACUUUAUUGAAAAUACCUAUUCAAUGUAAUGUUUAUCAAAAUGACAGUAUUUUCUUUUUAACAUACAUUAUAUCACUUAUUUUGAUUUAACAUUUAAAAUACGUGUAACAAGGAAAACAAUUUAUGCAAUGGUGGUUGAAUCGACUCACGGUUUCCCUUUUUUGAUAUUGAUAUUGACUGUCAGGUAAUAUGAUGCUGAUUGAUAAUUUGACGGCUACUUGGACUGGUACUGCUUCGGCUCGUAGACAGCAUGCAACAAAUAGUCGAGUAGGUACACACUGUCGUGCAUG
Messenger RNA from Metopolophium dirhodum (rose-grain aphid), 1023 nucleotides. RefSeq lists its product as uncharacterized. The coding region runs from base 1 to 684 and encodes 227 amino acids. Lineage: Eukaryota; Metazoa; Arthropoda; Insecta; Hemiptera; Aphididae. The record is from RefSeq and is a predicted model, not a curated record. The transcript is spliced from 5 exons.